AUGAAACCCCACGGAGCUGCCGCCGCCAGCCAUGGAGCCGCCUCCCCCGCCGCCGCCGUCAGCGCCUGGCCUGCCCCUCGGGGCGCCGCGGGCUCGGAGGCGGAGAAAGUGGUGCACUCGCGCUCGCAGGCGCUGCUCUUCUUGGGCGGCGGCACGAAGGCGCUGGGCGACGCCUUCAAGCUGCUGGUGCCCAAGUCGACGGAGUUCAUGAGCUCCGACGCCGAGCUGUGGAACUUCCUGUGCAGCCUCAAGCACCAGUUCUCGCCGGUCAUCCUCCGCAGCAAGGACGUCUACGGCUACGCCUCGUGCCGAGCCUCCGUGCCGGACCUGUCCCGGGGCUUCGCGGCGGCGGCGGCGCAGGGCAGGAGGGAGCGGCCGUGGAGGAGAGCCGCCGCCAGGGGGAGGCGCCUGCGGGUCGCCGCCGCCGCCGGAGGAGGAGGCGCGAAGAGGGCGGCCAAGAAGCGCUGCAAAGAAGCAGCCGAGGUUGCCCGCUGCGCUUCCGACGGGCGCCCCCAGCAGCAGCAGCAGCAGCCAUCGGUUCCCGGCCCGGCAGCGCCGCCCUUGCCCGCGGGGACUCUCUUCGAGGGCAGGUCCCUCGAGAGCAUCUGGCAGGCGGCCACCCCCCGCCAGCCGGACUCCUUCCCCUCCGUCAAGGUGCGCGGGAGCGUGUGGAACCGGCGCAGCUUGGAGGCCGCCCGGCGGAGGGCGCGGCGCCUCCUGGGGGUCGACCUGGCGCCCGUCGUGAGACUCCGCCGCUUGCCGCUGGUCGGGCGCAGAGGAGCGGGCGCCCCUUGAAGGACCCGCCCCAGGCACCAGGCUUGGGGGGCGGAGAACCGGGAUUGUGGUGUGUUUUUUGGGGGGGUCUUCUCUCCUCGCCAGCCGCGACGUAGCGAACAAGCGAAGGGAGGCGCGUGGCAGUCACCUGUUUACAAUUACUUUGGUCCGGAUUGGGUCGUCCUUACCAUUCAAUGAACUGCACUUUAGGGCGAAGUCUUGGGAGGACUGUCGCCCCUUUCCCAGCCCCAUUUCCCCCAUCUGGACUGGAAGGCCGCCCACAGCUGGCUGCUCGCCACAGGGGAGCCUUUUCUACUUACCUUGAUAACCUUGGGCUGAGGAGGAGGCAAGAGAUGCAGUCUGGUUUUUCCUUUCCUUUCGAGUCACUUUUUCUUUCUUGCCAUUGGGCUACCUCACUCACGAAUUUGGCAAAGAGAUCACUUGUUGCUCCCCCUCCCCCUUUCCAAAGGAACUUUGCUAUCAGUUUAAUGCCAAUUUCCCCCCCUUUAAGAAGUAGCCAAUGGAUUAUUAUGUAUGACUUUUGUGCAAUUGCACUAGAUGCUCAGGGUUACUUGAAUAUGCUAAGUGUUUCCAGUUUCAGAUAACGGGACUUAAGCUUUUGACCAAGGAUGCUCAAGGAAUAAAGACUUCAUUAACAGCUCACGGCUGAUUUGAUGGUGCAAAAAUGUUUUGCUCCUUUUUGUUUUUGUUCUGUACAUGAGUUGGACUUUGUGAUAACAAACUUUCAAUAUAAUAAUGGUUGAAUGUUUUGUAUGUAAUAAAGUUUUAUAGUUGAAAUUUAACUAGUAUUUCUAAUAGUUUCUAAAAAUGAGAAUUGUAUUGGAUACUUCAUUUUAUAUAAUCCUUACUUUAGAGAAGCUCUCAAUCUAAGCGAAAACUAAUAAAAGUGU
Molecule: messenger RNA, 1685 nt
Organism: Podarcis lilfordi (Lilford's wall lizard)
Lineage: Eukaryota; Metazoa; Chordata; Lepidosauria; Squamata; Lacertidae
Source: the annotation of a GenBank genome assembly